AUGUAUAGGUUUAAACUUUCGGAUCAUCAUUACUGGAGGAUUUUUCAACACUAUAAUAUCCUUAUACAUUUUCUCAAGGAAGGUGGUAGUGUCUUUGGUAUCGUUAUAAAUUUGUGCACGGAUAAUGAUGAAAAAUGUCGCCUUUACUUGCAAUCUAUUGCCAACGGGUAUUUCAAUUUUGUGCAAAAUAGCAUUGGUUGUAAAAGUGCAGCUAGAGAUAUCCUAGAUGAAGCAAAGUGGAUUUGGAUGGAAGAAGUUGCAAAUGCAAACAAUACCAAUUACAGAAUUGUUUCUAAUACCGUUUUCGAAGAAGAGUUAGACUGUUCAGAUAUCGUAUCAUCACCAGACUACAAGCUGCUUGUGUGCUUACAUGGACAGAGAAUUAAAGUCUUUAAAUUGCCAUGUUUGAUAUUUAUCUUUGAAUUGAAAGUGAAUUGGACGGAACAGUCUUCCAGAUUUCUUACAUUUUCUCCAGAUUCCUCUUAUUUCUUAUCCAAUUCAGUCAGGUCUUCUAUCUGUAUUCGAGAACAAAAGGAAGUACCCUUUAUCCCACAUGGGCCUGAUAGUAUUCGUUCCUGUUCGUUUUCUUCAUGUGGAACGAAACUUGUUACAUUCGAAGAAGACUUUAUUAAAGUGUGGGAUGUAAGAAAGAAAGUUAUAUUAAAAGAAGUUCAAACACAACCGUGUCACGCAGAUGAUUAUUGCUUUAUUAAAGGUAACCGAUAUAUUCUUGGACUUGGCGGACUUCCUGGUAAAUUUGCUUUUUGGGAUUCUACAACGUUGGAAAAGCAAGAUAUUAACAACAUUUGUUAUGACCCCUGCUUAAUAACAUAUAAUGAUAACAUUCAAAUUAUUUCAAGUCCCUCAUUGUUUUCUGAUUCUGAGAAUAUUGCAACUCGUCAUUUCCACUUACCAAAUGGCGAAAUAGUUGUGACAAUUAAUAAAAAUUGUUCAAAGCCAUUUACAUGGAAAGGCAGAAAGUGCGUACUUUUUUCAACUUCCUUUCCUUGGAUAGUCUAUGACUUUAUAAAACAGGAAGUUGUCGACACGUUUCGGAUUGGUUGUUUACCAUGUGGAUUCAGUUCUCGUAUUAAAUGGUGGUCAAAAUUAGAUGGGACAAAUUUCCUUAUUUGUUUUGGUGAUAAUCAAGUCAUCCUUCUGUCAUUCGAAAGUAAUCCUGUAGAACCUUCUGUUGCUCCAUUUGUCAACAGCGCUGCGGUUCAAUGCUCUACCGUAUCCGCUGACAAUUUGUAUGUGGUACGCUGUUACGAAAAUUAUAUUUUGGGUAUCUAUAGUGUCGAUAAUGGGAAAUCAUUGCAAACUGUUGAACUGAAACAGUCACCGGUAGCUUGUUGGUGGUCAGAGUUGUAUCUUUGGGUAGUAUGUGAAGAUGUUGUUGUAAAGUUUCCUUAUGACUCUUCUAACUCAAAUGUCUUGGGAAAUAAUAUGGAGGAGUGUAGCAUCAAUUUUGACAGUGUCCUUGAAUUUUCUGAUGGUGUUCUUGUCGUUAACCAUAAUAUGGAGACUUCCAUUUUGAAAAUUUGUAAUGAAAAGCUCUGUCCUCAACAAAUACCUGAUACUCAUUUUCUUGCCUCAUCUGCUGCAGUGAGUUCAGAUGGGUGUGCUGUUUUUUUAUAUUGUUUAUCACUUUCAGAUUAUCAACUAUGGGAAGUGGCAUCUGAGAACAGAUGGGAAUUGAUUUCAUCGUCAAAAUAUAAGUUCAGUUAUAUUGAUGACGUUGAUGGUCUUUUUAUGCUUCUCGCACAAUCUUGGUUCUUCUUAGCUGGCAUACAAAAUUCUCGGCAUUGUCUGUGUGUGAAUGAUAACCCCAUGACUCUCUUCUCCUUUAGUUCCAACCCCAGUUUUUCACUAUGUGUCAUUGAUUUCGCAAAUGAAAUGCAAGACGAAGACGGAAUUGAUAUCGAAGGAGAUUUACGUGAGGUGAUUUAUUCACCCCGUGGCUUUUUUGUUAUUCUUGUGGACUUGUGGAUAUACCUUGUUAAAGUCUCGGAUGGUGAAAUCAUUGCAAUCAAGUUAUUUUUUGAUGUAUGGAAGAAUGAAUGUAUGUUUUAUCUCACUUCACGGGGAGCCCUCCUCUUGCUUCUAAAGAAUGAUUUAAGGUAUUUCAAAAUUCACAAUAUUGAAAAUUACCUUAACUUAUGUUGA
Molecule: messenger RNA, 2166 nt
Organism: Paramuricea clavata
Lineage: Eukaryota; Metazoa; Cnidaria; Anthozoa; Malacalcyonacea; Plexauridae
Source: the annotation of a GenBank genome assembly